AUGGCACUGAGCCAACAACACCCUUCCUACGACAAUAUGCCCUUGCCCGCCCCGCCGUCCCGAACUGGCUCCAACGAGGAGAACCCGGGUUAUCCUUCUUCUCAGCAAUCAAAUGCUCCAGGGUCGUAUGGUCAAUAUGGGUUUCAGGGCCAGCAGCAGGGGGCAUAUGCCACCCCGAAUGAUCCAGGUUGGAUCCAGCGAGUCUUGGAGGAAAUGAAAGACAUGCUUGUCCUACUCAGCGCGGAGGGUCGCAUCAAUUAUGCGUCACCAUCAGCAAAACAAAUUACCGGUCGCUCCGCGAAACAGUUUGAGGGCACCUUCCUUACCCAAUACAUCCACGACGAUGACAAACAUAUCUUUAUCCGGGACAUGGCCGAGUCAGUCACGUCCAAUCAACCAUUUCGGACUCAUGUGAGAUUCUCGAAGACCAACAGCACACAUGGCCUCGUCGAAAUCUAUGGGCAUCCACACAUCGCGAGCCAAAACCCGUCCCAGGGCCGGAAUGAGUCUAGUGAAGAUCGAUGCGCGGGUUUUUUCCUUGUAUGCCGGCCCUAUCCCAACAAAACAUCUCUGCUCCUCGACUCCUUUCUGGAACAUAAGAUUGAAAACGCGCGAUUGGUCCAACAGAUUGCCAAGCUCAAACAGGAGGAAGAGGAAGAGGCAACUAUAACUCGUAUGCCGUAUGGCAAGCUCGAUGAAGAUAAAUCUUACAGCGAGAACCCACCUGCCACUAACCAAGUGGUCUUGAGCGAUCAAGAAUCUACGGAGACUGUCGCUCCCAACUCGGACUCGUCUGACGAGAACCCCACUGUCGACUUCUACUCAGAUGAUCCACCACGACGUCCUCAAAACUUUUCUCAUAUCGAUGGCAUUGAAGUUAUGACCGGUCUCUACUAUGGCGAUGGCGAAAGAUCGCAUGGUCUCAGUACCGGUCUCAAUCGGGGCAGACUGGUGCAUUGUGAUAUUGAUAUCACAACAGCAGCGGACCAAGCACGCAAUGCCCAAGAAGGUGACCGCCGAAAGAGACUGAAGGGUCAACACGUCUGUGGCGACUGUGGUACGGCCGACUCUCCUGAGUGGAGAAAAGGCCCUGGUGGUCCUAAGACUCUUUGCAAUGCCUGUGGUCUGCGUUGGUCCAAAAAAGAGAAGAAACGCCAAGAUUCCACAUGA
Penicillium manginii is the source of this 1170-nucleotide messenger RNA. Its product is annotated as GATA transcription factor LreB. The record is from RefSeq and is a predicted model, not a curated record. Gene Ontology annotation, biological process: regulation of DNA-templated transcription. The transcript has 2 exons. Lineage: Eukaryota; Fungi; Ascomycota; Eurotiomycetes; Eurotiales; Aspergillaceae. Gene Ontology annotation, molecular function: sequence-specific DNA binding; zinc ion binding; protein binding. The coding region runs from base 1 to 1170 and encodes 389 amino acids.